AUGGGUUCUACAAGCCAAGAAGCAGAGACGCCAACGCCACCAAAUGGUCGAACGUGGCGUCAAUAUUUCCCCAAAGGUGAUUUAUGGGUAUUUGGUUAUGGGAGCCUAAUUUGGAAGCCUCCACCACACUAUGACCAGCGCGUACCAGGCUAUAUCGAAGGCUACGUCCGGCGCUUCUGGCAAGCCAGCACAGACCACAGAGGUACCGCCGAGCAGCCCGGUCGUGUGGUGACGGUGAUCGAGCGAGGUUUCUGGGAAACAUUAGACGACGCACACGCACCCCUCGAGCCAGCCUCCACGAACCGCGUCUGGGGCGCCGCAUACCACAUUCCGUCUUCGCACGCUGAAGAGGUCCACGACUAUCUCGACGUCCGCGAGAUAGACGGCUACAGUGUGCACUAUACGCCGUUCCACCCCUUCAGCCCGACCUCGCCAGCAUCCGAGACAACAUCAGACCCCGCGUCUGCAUCUGCAUCAGGCCCGAUAACCUGCAUGGUGUAUAUUGGACAGCCGAGCAACCCGCAAUUUCUGCGUGACUCGGCGCGCCGCGAGCCGCAGGAUGUAGCGGAGGUUAUUAGUCGGGGCCAUGGGCAGAGUGGGAAGAAUACAGAGUAUUUGUACUUGUUAGAGAAGGCGCUUGAGGGGAUUGGGUUGGGGAGCGCUGAUGGGCAUGUUACGGAUCUUGUGAGGAGGGUUAGAGAUAUUGAAGGGAGUGGAGAGGCGAGGAGAGAGGAAGAGAAGGCUGAGAGGGAUGUGAGGUUGUCUUUGAGCGAGGGUGCGAAGGGAGAGGAGGUUGAUUUGUUAGAGUAG
This is a messenger RNA of Aspergillus calidoustus, 810 nucleotides long. The record is from the annotation of a GenBank genome assembly. NCBI's taxonomy places the organism in Eukaryota, Fungi, Ascomycota, Eurotiomycetes, Eurotiales, Aspergillaceae.